Molecule: messenger RNA, 633 nt
Organism: Eruca vesicaria subsp. sativa (arugula)
Lineage: Eukaryota; Viridiplantae; Streptophyta; Magnoliopsida; Brassicales; Brassicaceae
Source: the annotation of a GenBank genome assembly
AUGAAAGGAGGGAUGCUUGUGAACGAUGAAUUUAUUCACGGAGAAGAGAAGAAGCUGACAGUUCGGAAAACUUCCCUCUUUUUCUCCGGAGAUGGUUUCACGGUUUACGACUGCAAGGGCUGUUUGGUCUUUCGCGUGGACUCUUACGGUGGUCCCAACAACCGCGACACAGACGAGCUUGUCCUCAUGGACGCCCAUGGUCGCUGUCUCCUCACCCUCCGACGAAAGAGGCCGAGUUUGCGACGGAGAUGGGAGGGGUAUCUCGGGGAGAGAACAGACGGUCAGAAACCAAUCUUCGGUGUGAGGAGAUCCUCGAUAAUCGGGAGGAACAGCGUUACGGUGGAGGUUUACGCGGAUUACGAGUGCAGCGAGUACUUGAUCGAAGGUAAUUUCGGGCAGAGAAGCUGCACGGUGGUGGAGGCGGAGACGAGGCGGAAGGUGGCGGAGAUACGUCGUAAAGUGGAUGCGUCAACGAACGUGAUGCUUGGGAAAGACGUUUUCUCGUUGAACGUGAAGGCCGGGUUCGAUGGAGCCUUUGCCAUGGGAUUGGUCCUUGUGCUUGAUCAGAUCUACGGUGACGAUUACGUUGACGUUGGUGAACUACAGGUGCACCCUUCCGCACUAGAUCUUUGA